Podarcis lilfordi (Lilford's wall lizard) is the source of this 5683-nucleotide messenger RNA. The record is from the annotation of a GenBank genome assembly. Lineage: Eukaryota; Metazoa; Chordata; Lepidosauria; Squamata; Lacertidae.
GCAGAUUCGCGCCGGGUUGCUGGGGAAAUCCUUUUGGCGAGUCCGGGCCGCGGAGCCUUUGAAAAUUAACAAACCAACCAACAAGUAUUAAGAUCCAUCGCUUUUCUUGCCAGGUCCACGGGAUCUAGUGGUGGCGAAUGAGCCGCUGCCAAUGAGAAGCCGCCUUGCGAACUGCCUGCCUGGUGGGCUCCGCCUUGUUUCCUCUGGCAGGUGAGGAUUUUUCCCCUUGGGAAAAAGGAAUAAUUGGGUUAUUGGGCGGCGUUGGCUGCUGGCUGUGCAGGCCCUUCUCGGGGGGGGGGGGGCUUUUGAGCCGCCGGGGAAGAGGAGGAGAUCCUGGGCUGCCAGCGGAUCAGAGAGAAGCAGCUUGCUUUGCUUCUGCAAGUUUUCCUUUUCUUUUUUUUUUAAAUUAUUUUUAUUAACAAACCAAUCAAAUCACAUUAAUUCCACAUUAUAUCAAUACAUACUCAAUUCCAAAUAUUUCCAAAUAUUUAACCGAUUUUUAAAAAAAAUAAAUAAAUUUGUUGGGGGUACCCAUGCUUCGAGCUCAGAAAGUUUUCCAUUAGGAGACUCGCCUCCUGCUUCCCGGCCUCUGGGGCUUUGCAAGGCAGGCUGCCUUGGGACAGACACACGCACACAAAAGGUUAGGCAGAAGUUCCACGUGGUGUUAAAUCUCCGGAUUGUUCAAGCAGAAUAUUCCUGCACUGGAUGCGCAGCUUGCAUUUAAAACGCACGACUCUCCCACCAAAGAAUCCUGAGAACUAGUUUGCCAAGCAUGCUGAGAGUUGUAGCUCUGUGAAGGGGUAAACUACUGUUCCCAGUUACCUUUUUCGGGGGGGGGGAGCCGUGUGCUUUUGCUGUGUAGUGCACAUACAACCCAAGUCCAUUGGUCUCUACAUCUGGGCUCCGACCCACAUCAGUUCUCCAGGAUCUGAGGCAGAGGUCCGCCCCAUCUCCUGCUGCUCAGUCUCCUAUGGGAGUUUUCACAGGGGGUUGUUUGCUGCUGUGGCAGCACAAGGUCCUUUGAUUCCUUUCCGCUGAGCAGUGCUGAAUCAUCUGCAAGGAAGGGAGAGGAAGGUGGGACGGAUGAGAGCCCAGUGUGGUGGAGUGGUCAGAGGGUCAUACUAGGACCCAAGAGAGACGAGGGUUCAAAGCUGCCCAGAAUGGCUGGGAAAAUCCACUCAGAUGGGUGGGGUAUUAUUAUUAUUACUCUCCUCGCUGGGUGACCUUGGACCAGUCACUGCCUCUCAGCCUUUUGGAGAAAAAGGUGAGAUUUAAAAACUGCAAUAAAUAAAUACAAUACAUGAAAUUAAGAAUGGGAAGAGAAGGAUGGUUGUGGAGGAGGGCAAUAAGUCAGAUCUCUCACCUCCCCGAAUUAAAUUUUUAAAAAUGGAAUGAGGAAUGUGACAGUAAUACAAAUAUAGUCCUGUAGCAAACCAACACUGACUUGUUUUACAUUACAGGUAAGAGGUGUGCUAAAUAUCAUAAAUAGAUUUUUUUAAAAAGAGGAGGCACAAACGGAAACAGGAACCCUGAAAUCUGGAAUGCACUAAAGGCUCCCCCUGCAGACAAUGAACGAGUGGACGCCCAUUGCAAAAGAGUAUGAUCCCCUCAAAGCUGGGAGCAUUGAUGGUACAGAUGAAGAGCCCCACGACCGGGCUGUUUGGAGGGCCAUGACGGCACGGUAUGUCCCCAACCGAGGCGUUUCAGGGGACCCUCACCUCACGCUGUUUGUGGCCAGACUCAACUUGCAAACCACAGAAGAGAAGUUAAGGGAAGUCUUUUCUCGGUACGGAGACAUCCGGAAGAUCCGCUUGGUUCGAGACCUAGUCACUGGCUUCUCCAAGGGCUACGCGUUCGUUGAGUUCAAAGAGGAGCGUGCCCUUGUGAAAGCUUACCGAGAUGCCAACAAGCUGGUUAUUGACCAGCGUGAGGUAUUUGUGGACUUUGAGCUGGAGAGGACCCUCAAAGGGUGGAUCCCUCGGAGGCUCGGGGGCGGCUUUGGUGGCAAGAAGGAGUCGGGGCAGUUGCGGUUUGGUGGCAGGGACAGGCCCUUCCGGAAGCCCAUAAAUUUGCCUGCCAUGAAAAGUGAGUUUUACGGGGAAGGACAGGCGGAAAAAAGAGAGAGAGGUUGGUCCAGGGACUGGAAAACGAGGAACAGAGACCAGAGGCGCUCCGAACGGGAGUGGUCGCGAGGAUGGGCAGAGAGAGAUGGAGCGCGGCACUCCAGAGAGGAACGGAGCAGAGGCAGAGAGAGGAGAGAUCGAAGUCGGGACCGCAGCUCAAAGAAGCAAAGAGAUGAAGACAGGCACUGAUGGGCCACUCCCUUCCAGUGCUACGCAGCCACAGAACACCAGUGGAUUAUGGGAAAUUGUGGGCCCAUCUUCAAAAGCAAACUGAGACAAAGCCUGGAUAACUGGCUCGUAAGCUUCAAAACAGUGGGGUGUUUUCACCAUCACGCUCCACUGCACACUUAAUGGGUUAUUCUGUAUGGUGUUGCAGGUUUUGAUGAAAUUGUUUAGUCAUCUUGCUCACUCUUCUACACCACCCUGUCCAAGUUUUUUGGUGCAUAUGACCAGUGAUGCACAACAUUCGUGGAAUUCUAACAAACAGAGCAGAGAAAGGAAAUCUCAAUUUGACUAAGGGGAAUGUAGUAAUUCACAGGGCAGGGGAAAGGAGGGCCUGCAGUGUAAAGGCAGGGAGGGUGGGUGAGGAGAGGGAUUUUAGAGAAGCAAGAAAAGGGGCCAGAUAGAAGGUUGCUAAACAAAAGGAGAUAAAGAGUAGGCCAGAGGUGCUUAACUCGUGUCCUUUGGGAUGCUGCUGGACUGCAGUUCCCAUCAUCCCCAGACAGCUUGGCCAACGGUUAGGGCUGAUGGAAGUUGUAGUGCAGCAACACCUGGUGAACCGCCGGUUCCCCACUCCUGAGAUAGGCAGUGGGUUGAGGAGCAUGUGGUUCAGUGGGAUGAGAAAAGGAGACACUAAGGAGAAGCAAGGGUAGGCUGGGAGGUUCUCCUGUAGGCCUUUGAGGUGGGAGUGAAAUAGAGCAGCAAGACUGUGGACUGGGAUAGGGAACCUGGGACCCUCCAGAUGUUGCUGGACUACAGCUCCCAUCAUUCCUGACCACUGGCCGUGCUAGCUGGGGCUGAUGGGAGUUGGAGUCCAGUGGUGUCAGGAGAGGCACCAGGUUCCACCAACCUGGGCCUAGGACGUAGGACUGGAUUUCUUGUAUCAAUUUGGAUUAAGGAGCCAAACCUUUGCCUGAGGUCCGUGGCUUAUAGAAGAUGCAAAAACAGACAACCUCUUGUUAAUCCAGAAAUAGUUUAUUUAGAAUAUUAAAAAGAUCUAGUGUUAACAUAGCCCUAUACCCACCCAUUCCCUCCAAACAUGCUGUUUAUUGCCUUUUUUUACCUUACAGUACCCUGAAUCUUUAUUAAAGAUACACAUUCACUCCUUUUGCAUAUCACACAGUUGUGUGCUAAGCCUUAUCAGACAAUUGCAUUAAGGGAAUGCUCAAGUCUGUGACACUUAGCGAGAUGUUAGUGCCUUGCUAGGAACUGAAAGCACAUUGGCAACCCCUGUAAUAUGGGAUUGAUAUGGCAUGGAGACUUGUGACUUGUUUUGAUGGUGGUUCUUCUGGGGUUUUUUAUUUGCCCUGCACACCUUUGAAAUGCGCCCUUGGGAGCAUGGUUGGGUUUGAAUCCAGCCUUUGGGUUAAAAGUGUUUCCCAAGCCCUCCUGUAGUGUAAUAAAUUAUGCAAAACAAGCAUCUUUGCAGUGUUUAUUCAGGUUGUUGCAUCUGUGUGCAUGUGAUAAAGAGCAAAAAUAAAAACAAACCCCCUUUUAAAAUUAUAGGACUAUGGGGAAACUCAAUUUCAGCAACACUUAAGCAUGUAAAAUAUUAACAAGGAUUUCCAUUAUUGCAUUCAUACUGUAGUCCAAAGUGGCUGUCCAUUAGGACAGGUAGGCUGUAAAGCAGGAGGCCAAGAGGUGGUGGAGCCAGAGCCAAUGAAAGGGUGGAACUCACCAUAGUUUUGUCUCCAUUCUCCCUGCUAAGUCAGCACCAUCUCCCUGGACUGGUUUUAAGAAGGCAGGCAGCUGGCAGCUGCUGAGGGCAGACUGAGAUUGGUGGGGCACUGCCCCAUUUGCCCUAAUAGACAAGCCUCCACUGUACACAUAGUUCCAAUGAUGACCUCACGGACAGAAGGCAGCUGCUGAUGUUGCUGCACAGGUCAAGUUCUUGGGAUACACUGGACUGCCUGUUCACAGAGCCAUGGAAAAUGGACAAGCUGCAUAUUUGGGGCAGCUCUCUCCACUUCUUCACAAGCAGUCGCAGAACAAGAAAUAGCAAACAGAGUUUUAAAAAAGAGCUACAUGCCAAAAGCUUUUAAAUACAAUCCAAAACCUAAUCUGUAUUAGGAGCAACAAAAAAUGCUUUCCAGUUUUCCAAAAUACUUCUAAUUUAAGAAGAACUGGGGAGGGAAGAAAAAUCAAAGAAUUCUAAGAGUUCGUAGGGACCACAAAAGUCAUCUAGUCCAACCCCCUGCAGUGCAGGAAUCUUUUGCCCAACAUGGGUCUUGAACCCACAACCCUGAGAUUAAGAGUCUCAUGCUCUACUGACUGGCAUGAUGUUAAAGUCCUGAAAUCCACAGCUUGUGGCAGCCGGGAGGAAUUGUACACUCGACUUGAAAACUGCAGGCUUGUAGGGCAGCCUUGUAAAUAAAUAAAUUCAAAAAAUUUACUAUUUUAAUAUGUUCUGUUGACCACUCCUCUGUAUCAAGCUUGGAAACACAGGCUAGCAUCUUAGCAAGCUCUUAGGAAAUACACAGGCUAGUGGGGUGGGUGGGUCAAAUGAUCCAUCCCCACUUUCGUUUCUGGCUUCCCAUGAAAGAAGCUUUUAUUCUAUUAUGGCUACCAUGGAAACCCAAUGGGCUCGUGGUGGAGGAACCAUGGUCCAUCCUUGUCUUCCUCCAGCCCACUAAUUUGCUUGCAAUGUCUUGUGUCAUAUGGCUACAAAGCAAGUUGGUAAAUAAUACAGGGUUGCUCCCAGGCUUUAGCAGUAUUUUAUCUCUUCCUCUGCCCUGCUUUGUUUAGCAUCUAGCUCAUGGAAGAACUCUGGGGAACUCAAAAGCAGGCUCAUAACAUGAUAUUUUCACUGGUUCUGAUAAAACAAGCCUGGGGAUCCUGUGGCGCUCCUGAGACUCAGUCUACAACUUUCAUUAUCCCUGGUCACUGGCCAUGCUAGAAGGGACUAAGAGUCUCACUAUAUCUGAAGAGCCACCUGUUCCCCAUCCAUGCAAUAAAGGGAUUCUGCCUAUUGGAGUAGUAUUUUUAGUAGAUCAGCACAACUACCCACAAUGUUUAGCUAUAACAAUGUCAAGUGACGGCAACCAGACGCAAUGAAGCAAUGGUUGUCAGUGGUCAGUUUUUGCCAGGCUUCUCCACCUUUUGCAGCUGCACAAGAAACAAAUUUAGGAGGCAAAGACCCUGCCCUGAUCAUUGCUUCUGAAUUUUGGAAGAACUUUAGCUGCAUGGCCUGACAUGAAGUCACUGAACAUUUAGCUGCAAAACUGCUAUCAAGCAGCCCAGUUCUUAGCUUGCCUGCAGCCUGGACCUAAGCCUAUUUACUCAAGCAACUUUCCAAAGAGGUUAAAUGGGAUUUGCAUCCUGUGCAUGUAGGAUUUUAGUUU